AUGGAACCUUUUAAACGUUCGCUUCUUCUUCUCCAUCAUCGUCACCGUCAUCUUCGUCUUCUUCUUCUUCUUCUUCUUCUCAUACUCAUCUUUAUCGCUGCCGCCGCCGAUGGUGAUCCUCUGGCAAUCAACACCGUGCCGGCGGUCCCCCAGGCGCAGUCCCUGGGCAACAGGACCUGCAAGCUCGACCUCUCUCCGGAGCUCUUCGGCGGCGUCGCCGGAGCCUGCGGCGGAGCCCUCGAUCGCCGCCGCUGCUGCCCCGUGCUCGCCGCCUGGCUCUUCGCCGCCCAUGCCGGCGCAGCCUUCGAGGCGCGGCCACCCUCCUCCUUCUCCGGCCCCGGCGAGCCCGACUCGGACCUUCCCAUGAUCCCAGACGACUCGCAGAGAUGCGUGGACUCUCUGCAGAAUUCGCUGCGAAGCCGCAACAUCCACCUCGCCGGGCCCAACGCCACCUGUGACGCCGUCCUCUGCUUCUGCGGCAUCCGUCUCCACCAGAUCGGCUCACUCAGUUGCCCCGCCGCCUUCAACUCCUCCCCCGCCGCCGCCCGCCGCCGCCGCGCCGUCCCCACCGCCGCCGUGCGGGACCUCGAGAAGAACUGCCGCAACUCUUCGUACGCCGGUUGCACUCGCUGCCUUGAAUCUCUCGACAAGGUCUCUCCCCCUCGCCGGAAAAUUUGAACCUUUUCUUUGAUCCACACGACUUCGAAAGCGGAUAACAAUUUAUCUAUCGUUCCGGUGUUUGGCAGCUUAAGAGCAGGGCUGCCGGCGGCGGCGGGAGGCAGGGGAGGAUGUUCAGCACGGACUGCCAACUCAUGGCACUGACGUGGCUGCUGGCAAGGAACAGGACGACCUACAUCGCCACCGUGUCGGCGGCGCUGCGGGCCAUCAUGUACAGCUCCCACACGGCGGCGCCGUACAGGUGCAGCUCCGACCAAGAGAACAUGCCGCUGGCAGUCGAUUCCCUCCGCUUCGACCGCCACGACGGUUCUCUCGCCGGCGGCGUCGCUGCCACGGCAGCCGUCUUCCGGGCCGGGCCAUACGGCUGCGCCGCCGCCUUGCUCUCGUCCUUCCUCCUCUCGCUGUCUGUCCUCACUUAG
This is a messenger RNA of Spirodela intermedia, 1097 nucleotides long. The record is from the annotation of a GenBank genome assembly. NCBI's taxonomy places the organism in Eukaryota, Viridiplantae, Streptophyta, Magnoliopsida, Alismatales, Araceae.